This is a messenger RNA of Radiomyces spectabilis, 715 nucleotides long. RefSeq lists its product as uncharacterized. The record is from RefSeq and is a predicted model, not a curated record. NCBI's taxonomy places the organism in Eukaryota, Fungi, Mucoromycota, Mucoromycetes, Mucorales, Radiomycetaceae. Bases 76 to 360 code for a protein of 94 amino acids. The transcript is spliced from 3 exons.
ACUCCACUUGACUCUCGACACCAUAUUUAUUCGUGCAAACAAAAAGUACACUCUUUUUGUAUCCCUUUUCUGACGAUGGGGAAGGAUAAGCUUCACAGUCAGCGUCACAUAUCGGCUCCCGUUCCUCCACGAUUAUGUUUCAACGGACAGAAUCAAGCGGUGGAUCCCAGCCACCCCUCACCUUACUAUGACACUAUGUCAGCAUCGUCACCGUAUAAUCAAAAUGCAUUCUACUAUCAACCCACACCACCACCACAAACAGUCGUUGUUCAUCAAACACCCUCGAGAUCUAAAGACGCUUGCUGCUGGGGUUGCUUGGCUGCACUUUGUCUGUGUUUCGCUUCAGAAGAAUGCUGCUAAUCUUGUUUGCUCAGCAGCCCACAUUCAACAAGCCUGUAAAUUACAGAAAAUAGCCGCUGGCGGCUUUUAAUUUUGGAUUUGCUCAUCGAGAGAAAUAUUCACCGAAAAGGACAAAGAAGCACAUGUACAGCAUACAUAAAAAAUACCAUCUCGGCUUCCAAAUGACGCAUUAGAAAGACCAUGUGUAGCUCUACGGUAUUUGUCGAUCGAAUUCCAUGCUAUGCAAUUUUUAGACACGCAGGUCACCAACCACAGCAUACUAUAAUCGUCUGUCCACUCUUUUUUCUUUUUUCAUCAACGGAUCAUGUCAUCACAAUAUUCAAAAGUUGUAAUAGCAAUAAAAAAAAGCAAGAAU